GAGAAGAUAAAAUUGGAUUAAUUGGAAAAAAUAAUUAGGUGUUGAACACUCAUCGACACGAUACGUGCACUCGAACGAUGGCGACUUUCGUCCCCGACGAGUUGAUAUACGAGAGCGACUUAACUAAGAAAAGUUUCCGCAAAUUCAAGGCUGUAAUAAUGGUGAUCGAUGUGACUCAAUUGUUCAGUUUCUACAGAAGAUUCACAUACGCGGAGAAUGGCGGUAGUUACGGUUUCUUCUCUUUGUUGAACGAUUAUAUGAGCGCCAUAGUGGAAGAAGUAUAUAUUAACCACGGAGACGUGUUGAAAUUUUCUCAUAAUGAUCUGCUAAUCAUGUGGAAAAUAACCAGGAACGAAUUCAUUGCAAGAAUAAUACGUCACGUGAUUAUGACCGCGGAAAGUAUCCAAAAAAGUAUCGCCGCCAUAAAGAACGAAAUCACUCCUAUCCCAAAAUUGUCUAUCGUAAUCUCCAUGGGAACUGCUGUAUUUUCGGUGAUCGGUGACGACAGGUGUAGAAAUUUUGUAAUAUGUGGUUCGUCGAUCCAGGACAUUAAGUAUACGAGAAGAGUAUGUUUACCAGGCGAUAUCGUGUUGUGCGAGAGCGCUUGGCAAUAUUGUGUCCCCAGUCAUUACGAAUACGUUCUUAAGGAUGCGGACAACGUUAAGAUCAUUAAAGUGCUCGAGGCACCCGAGGAAAUUUUGAUGGUGAAAGACAUAGGGAUCGAGGAGGAUAUCAUAGAACUGGGAAAGUCGCCGUCGCACGUGUCGAUAUUAUCCGAUGUAUCCGUGGAACAAGAGAUCAGAGCUACACAUUUUCGAACAAGAAUUUCCGUAGUGGACGCAUUGCGAAGACGUAUCGGAAUGUAUCUGAGAAGUUACAUGGUGACAGCGGUAUUAAUGCAGAUCGAUAACGAACAAUCGUUGGCCCAUUUGAUAGAAAUAAGGAAUGUUACUGUUAUUUGCAUCAGUAUAAUUCCUUAUGAUUGUACCGUUUUCGAGUUGAUUUCUUUGACAGACGAAAUAUACAAAACUAUUCUAAAUAUAAUUGAAUCGUAUUCCGGAUUAAUGUGCCUCGUAAAUUUAUUCGAAAAAGAUAUAUCUUUUAUCGUUAUAUUCGGACUUAGAGAUUUUAUAAAUAAUAAGAAAAAUAAUGUAAAGAAUGGAGUAUUGUCCGCAUGCCGAAUAUUAAAAGAAGUGAAACACAUAAUUGGUAUUAAAGCAAUUCUUAUUGGUGUUUCGACUGGUUUAGCAUUCUGUGGAAUAAUUGGUCAUAUCGUUAGAAGACAAUUCAUGGUUUUCGGUCAAUGCGUCGACAUGGCUACUUCUUUGAUGAUGAUUUCGUACGACAAGAUACAUUGCGACUACAACGUUGUUUUAAAAAGUACUUUGAAAAAAGAGAAAUUUCGUCGCCAAGGUAUAAGGACAUUAAGAAAACUUGGAAAAUGUGAAAUUUAUGAGAUCUUAGAUGAGCCAUUAACAACCGAGAUGUUGUCGAGCUUGGAAUAUAAAUACCCUCUUCUUGGUCGAAUCAACGAAAUAGAGUACUUUAAAGAUCUUUUAGACGAAAUAGGAGUAUCCGAACGACGUUAUUCCGGGUUGGUCAUCGAGGGUAUUGAAAGAUCUGGUAAAUCGAGGAUCCUUGAUGCUUAUGUCACGAUUGUUAAAAGCAGAGAAAUAAAAUUGGUUCAACUUUCUUUGCAUCCAUCUUUUGCAGAGAAAUCUUAUUCUGUGAUAUAUCAUAUACUUCUUCAGAUGUUCAACGCCGAAAAUUGUAUUUCUAUAAACGAUCGUGAAAAAACUUUAUUAAAUUAUUUAUCCGAAAUAGUGGAACCUGAAAAUUUAUGUUACCUGAAUUAUAUCAUGAGAGUACAAUUUCCUCAAUCAAAUACUUAUUGUGAAGAAACUGAUUGGCAACGUUACAAAAAGAUGAUCGAUAUCUUUGAGAAAAUAUUAAACGAGAUUAUUGGUUAUGUAUGCAUCCUUCUAGAUGAUGUGCACUAUAUGGAUCUGUUUUCCUGGCAAUUUUUAUCUGCUAUUUUGAGCAAUAAACACAUAGUUCUAGCUAUGACAAUGCUGGAACCCGUUUCGUGGGAUACUUUAACCCAAAUCGAAACCGCGAUUAGUCAAGAGAAAAGGUUAAAGAUUAAAUCGUUGAAUUCUUUAAACUCUGAAUAUUUGACAGCAUUUGCCUGUCAAUUUUUAAACGUUAUUGCAAUUCCUGAAACCCUGGAAAAAAUCCUUAACCAACAUAGUAAAAAUGGGAUUGCUUGGUGCGAAGCGUUCUUAAUGUCAAUUUUGCAAGUGAAAGCAUUAGACAUUAUCUCGAUAUCUCCACAAGAAGUAAAAAAAUAUAAUCUCAUUUUCCCAAAUCCAUCGUUUUUAUCAAAAAUUCCCGUAUAUUUAACGCCCGAGGAAUUGGCACCACCGUUACAAUGGAUGCAAAUGACUACAUUAACUGUGUGUGUACUGUCAAAAAAGCCGAAAUCUCCCAUCGAAGCUAAUCGAGACGUUAUAGGUUUGAGAAUCGAUAUAUAUAACAGAAUGAACACGUACGAACAAGAUAUUAUCAAGUGUGCCGCAGCAUUAGGUGAUAUCUUUCAUCGCAGUAUGUUAACUAACGUAAUAAGUAAUUCUACACCAUUAUUUACAUCGAAAGCCGUGGCAGAAAUGAUAAGGUUAAGGAUCUUGGAGUGUGCUAUGAUCCAAAGGAAAUAUUAUAUAAAUAUGACGACAUAUCACGCGUUUAAAAAGCGAAAAACUUUCAGCAACAUGCAUCAUUUGAUGUAUUGCGAUUGCAUUCGGACCCGCCCAAUAGUAAAAGAAUCAUUGCCAAUAUAUGCUGACUGCAGAGUGUUAGAAUUUACGAUAUCUUCUUAUCGUAAAUUUUUUUACGAUAUUCUUUCUACACAGGAGAGAAACGAAUAUCAUUUGAAAGCUGUAAACAUUCUUGAACAAAGUGCUAAAAAAUGUAGCAGUUGUGGAAGAGGUCCAUUUUUAAUGCCUUUGAUAGAGAAAGAAGAGAAAGUUGAGAUGAAAAUGAUAAAAACUAUGUGCAAAAAAUUUCGGAAAGAUUUGAACGUAGACGAAGUAUCUUUGUAACGAAGGAAGACGUCCGUAAAGACAAACAAAACACUCGCAUAGCUUCCAUUGUACCGACGAUGUUUACCGAUGAAAACAGUAAAUAAUAUCAAUAUAAAAAUAUAUCAAUCUUGAAAUAAAUUAGAAAUUUCUA
This is a messenger RNA of Apis dorsata (giant honeybee), 3231 nucleotides long. Its product is annotated as adenylate cyclase type 10-like. The transcript has 18 exons. NCBI's taxonomy places the organism in Eukaryota, Metazoa, Arthropoda, Insecta, Hymenoptera, Apidae. Gene Ontology annotation, cellular component: cytoplasm. Gene Ontology annotation, biological process: cyclic nucleotide biosynthetic process; intracellular signal transduction. Gene Ontology annotation, molecular function: adenylate cyclase activity. The record is from RefSeq and is a predicted model, not a curated record. Bases 78 to 3098 code for a protein of 1006 amino acids.